GGCUGGCGCAAAGUAAACAAGUGGCCAGUAUGUUUUGAAGCUAAAGGCAACCGGUUCGAAAGAUUUUACGUCCCACGGGGAAGAUUACCUGCCAUAAAGCUUGUUCAUCUGUACGGAUACGUGUCCUGUCACGUUCAGGACCCAUCUUUCUGGUCCUACUGGGGCUGUGGCGACAAUCCGUCGAUGGGGUUAAACACUCUAGUCAACGCUGUCAUCACAGACUCAGACAACCACAUUCUACUCCCUCCAAUUCAGUUCCAGAAGAUCAGCAACUUAAAGUGGUACAGGGUUCCUGGAUAUAAUUCCCUCUCACCUGAGCUUGUUCUGCCAUUCUUUACGUCUCUCAGACGGGUCCAUCGGAAACAAGAACUACGCGUGUGGUACGGUGAAAACUUGGUGAAUUUAAGCGAAGGAGACAACGAAGGAAAAGUGUGCGCUGACGUCUAUGCUCUCUUUGUGUGA
Porites evermanni is the source of this 462-nucleotide messenger RNA. The record is from the annotation of a GenBank genome assembly. Lineage: Eukaryota; Metazoa; Cnidaria; Anthozoa; Scleractinia; Poritidae.